CUCACUGCAAUCACAUUCGAGCUGCCGGUGAUAGGUGAGCGCACCGCAGUGAGCUAUGCAUGCAUACUAGCUAGUACUACGGUAGCUAUUAAUAGUACUUGAGUGGGUUUGGGUGAAAGCUUUAUUGACGCACAAAUUGUUAAAGCUUUGCUUUAGCAUUAAAUCUUUUCAGGGCACGUCUGCUGCGAUAACUGGGUGCAUGUGGAUCCUCGUUCACGAACAACGAUACAACGAUCACUUCAUCCCGUCAACCUUCUGGAAGUGUCAUCUGAUACAACUGGAAGCUGGAGUAGAGUGUUUAAUAGGGCUGUAUAAGUGAUAAUCUUGAGACCAUGGCUCAUCGAAGAAGAGGCGUUGGAGUGGCCCGAUCGGGUGCCAAAAAUGCCAAAAUCCAGAAAAAGGCCGAUGAAAUGAAGGCCAUGUCCUUGCAGUCGGCCAUGGAUACUUGUCAAACCUUGGAAACAAAACUGACGGAAUUUGCGGAAAGACAUCGAAACGAAAUCCAAAAUGAUCCUGCCUUUCGAACGCAAUUCCUAAAAAUGUGCGCUCCCUUGGGAGUGGAUCCCUUGCAGAGCAAAAAAUCCUUCUGGAAUGGGGUUCUUGGCGUGGGUGACUUUUACUACGAACUGGCCGUCAAGGUCGCCGAAACUUGUUUGGCUACCAAAGCUCGCAAUGGUGGAAUCAUGAGCAUCACCGAAGUGCAGUCGAUGUUGGCCAAACGAACCACCCGCUUUGACUUUGCUGGUACUAGUAGUGCAUCUACUUCAACCAGCAAAAAGAAAAAGAAAAAAUCCAAAGACACCUAUUCCGAAGAAGACAUCAAAUUGGCCAUUAAAAAGUUGGCAGUGCUGGGAAACGGAUUUCGAACCAUUGAAGUAGGAAACUCGACAAUGAUCGUCUCUGUCCCCACCGAACUCGACAAUGAUCACAUGGAAGUCAUGACAUUGGCCAAAAACAUGCAAUGUGUGACCACUGAGCAAGUGUGCGAAGUUACUGGAUGGAGCAAAAGCAGAGCCGAACGAGCACUACAACUAUUGCUGCAGGAAGGUAUGGCUUGGCUGGACAAAUAUGAAGGCCUGGACUUUUACUGGUUCCCAAGCAUCUGGAAAGAAACAAUGGAAGAAGAGCAAUCAUAGAUGACUACAAUUCACAUAACGGCCGCUAUUUUUUGAUUAUCUACGUUGCCAUCUUCCUCUUCAAAUAGAUCCAU
This is a messenger RNA of Seminavis robusta, 1210 nucleotides long. The record is from the annotation of a GenBank genome assembly. Lineage: Eukaryota; Bacillariophyta; Bacillariophyceae; Naviculales; Naviculaceae.